UAGUUAUAUCUAAUUUUUAUUUUAUUUUAUUUUUUGGAUUGAUUUAUUCAGCAUACUAUGGGAAAGCGCAGAAAGUUGAAUAUCAUUCAAAAUGAUGGUCAAUCACAAGCAAAAGAACAAUCAAUUGAAAGCUCUACUGAAGUGAACCAAAAUAACAACUCUAUACUUGAAGAAAAUGCACAAUUUGAAGGAGAACAACACAUACAAGAAGAUAGUCAUGUUCAGUCUCAUACUUCUCUUGAAAGUGCAAGUGAAAGUUCAACUAAAGAUAAAAAGAGAACCAGAGGUUAUACACAUAUGCUAGAUGUGUGGGACUUGCCAGAUGGAGAAUUCAUACUUGUUGAAGUAGAUCAUUGGGGCAAUCCUAUGGGUUGGGAAGGGAAAACUCUACUGAAUGCAAUUGGGAGCUUGGUAAGGAGACACCAAUGUGCUCCUAUCAAUUUUCUUAGCUGGAAAGAUAUGCCUAAGGACUAUAUUACUGACAUGGUUGAAUUAAUUCAGAGUAAGUUUCGAUUUGUUCCUGAAUUAACUGAACAAACAAAGAAAAUAUUGAUUGAUGACAUGAGUCUGAAAUGGAGGCAAUUUAAAUAUGAACUGAAAUCAAAAGGAUAUGAUGAGAGCAAAACUAAGGAGGAAAUGAUUGCUCACAUCCCAGAUCCAAGGGUUGAUCCUUCUCAAUAUCGUGAUUUAGUACAUUAUUGGUGUUCUGAGAAAGGACAGAAAAUAAGCAACAUCAACAAAAGGAGCCGCUCAAAAUAUGAGGACUUGCAUUGCAUGGGAACUAAUAAUCUUCCAAGACGGAUUCAUGAGAUGACUACAAAGGCUAAGGGAGUGCAACCUUCUAGGGCAAAAAUUUAUAUUGACACUCGAACUCGAAAAGAUGGAAGCAUUGUUACUGAAAAGGCUGCUAUUAUAAUUGAUAUUGAUGUAUGA
Messenger RNA from Glycine soja, 933 nucleotides. RefSeq lists its product as uncharacterized. The record is from RefSeq and is a predicted model, not a curated record. The transcript is spliced from 7 exons. The coding region runs from base 58 to 933 and encodes 291 amino acids. NCBI's taxonomy places the organism in Eukaryota, Viridiplantae, Streptophyta, Magnoliopsida, Fabales, Fabaceae.